UUCUGUUCAACUUCUGAGAAGCCAAAACUUCCAAAUCAAAGAUCCCAGAGACUCCAACUUUGCUCAGGUCUUUGAAAACCCAGAACCAAAACCAAGUAGUAACACUAAUUCUGAAGCCAAAACAAACAAUGCUGGACCAAUUCUUGACCUACAAGAAUCUCAUACUCCAGCUCUCACUCUCUCUCACCCUCACUCUCCUCCUCACCUUCCUCAAAAUCCCCAUCUUCUUCCUCCACAGCCUCCACACCUACAUCCACCCCGAUAACAUCCCGCCCGGCGGAACCCGGGCCGCCAUCCGCCGACCCGACUCGUCCGAUUCUGGACCCGGGUCCAAACCCAACCCGGAGCUCCGAAAGAGAACCAAGUCCAAGUCCAAGAACACCCCGGCCUUCGAUGAAAACAACGCCCAGAUCUUCCGGCUCAAGCUCGACGAGGCCCACCUCCAGACCCGCCUCUAUUUCCCGGACUACUCCAACGCCUUCACCUUCUCCUUCGUCGCCGUCUCUGCCCUCGCGCUCCAAAUAUAUCUAGGUGAUUCGCAAUCGGAUUCUGGAGUUCUGGUCAAUGGGGUCUUCGUUCCGGUUCUGCUAGGGUUUACGGGGGUUUCGAAGCUGCUGCUGGUUCUUGCGAAGGUUUCGGCGGAGAAAUCGGCGUCGAGGAGGUCGGAGAAGCAGUUGAGUGUGGCGCUGGGGGUUGUGGGGUUGGUGGUGGGGAGUGUAGUGUGCUUUAGAUUUAGUCCGUCGGUUUUGGAUUUUGAUUUCGGGUCGGUUGAUGGGAACGGAAGGCUGUUUAUUGCAAUUUUGAUGGGGUGCUUUUCGGGUUUCUUGUUCAUGCCUGCGGCGAAGAGUGCGAGGGCGUUUUGGCUCGGGACUGAUCAGAUUAGGUCCGAUUUGUCGAUGCUUUCGUGUGAAUGGUUUGGGAGAAUGGUGCUUUACUUGAAUUCUGCUGUGGUUCUGUUUACGGUCUUGUUGUGGAUCAAUCCGUUUGGUGGAAUGCUUGUGAACAAGAAUGGGAAAGUUCGAAAUGCAGAGGGUUUGAUUGGGAAUGUAGGGUUUUCUGCUUCGGAUUUUGCUAAGUUUCGGCUUUGGUGCUUGCUGGUUUCGAGUUUUCUGCAGCUGGUUGCGUUGCGGCCGAAUUUACAAAUGUAUUUGAAUGAGGCAUUGUUGUCUUGGUAUCAGAGAUUGCACGCUGGGAAGGUUCCUGACUUGGAGUUCAGUAGGGCUAAGGUGUUUCUGCACAAUCAUUACUUAUGCCUCGUGGUUCUGCAGUUCCUCGCACCGCCAGUAUUGUUGCUUCUGUUUCUUGGGCUGUCUCGGGUUGAUGGCAUCUCUCCAGAAGAUUACCAAUAUGUUUGUAGUGUGCUACCCUGUUCUGCCUUUGUGAAAGAAGUGGCGGUCUUUAUGGCUUGGUGGAUUCUCUUUCUUUGGGCCGUUUAUAGUUCAGCUACCGUUUUUCUGUAUCGUCGCUGCAUUUUGUACAUGUCUUGAUGACUUAGAUGUGUUGUUUCAACCUUGAAGAUUGAUGAUCCGUGAGUUGGUCUUUUGACGAAUUUUGAGUGAAGAGUGUUGUGCUGGUUGUAACGGGAUUGUCAUUACUUAACACCAUUUGUGAUUUGACUUCAGGGCAUAGAGAAUAGAGAAUCAGACACAUUAUCUGGUAUAUACUUGAUCUCUCA
Messenger RNA from Rosa chinensis, 1675 nucleotides. RefSeq names its product transmembrane protein 161B. The record is from RefSeq and is a predicted model, not a curated record. Bases 129 to 1487 code for a protein of 452 amino acids. Lineage: Eukaryota; Viridiplantae; Streptophyta; Magnoliopsida; Rosales; Rosaceae. The transcript has a single exon.